CAAUGGUCUAAUGUAAUUGUUUAGUUAAAUGGUUGAUUUUUAAAUGUUUAUUUUCAGCGCAAUUUUAACAGCUGAUGGGUUAAUUUAUGUAUUAAGCUGUGAUGUGCUGUGAAACACCCUCAGCGCAUUAAAGUUAAAUGAGGAAAGGAGGAUAUGUAAAGCGCAAUUUAAAUUGCAGUUAUUCGAACUAUUACAAAUUGUCAUGUAUUCUGCAGUAGGUACAAUAACCCAUCCCUCAUCGCCUCAGUUGGUUGGAAGAUUGCCAUAUAAUAAUGAUAUUUCUGAAUCUCAAGUAAUUAUGAAUAGAACUCAACGCCCAUAUGUAGAAAUUAUUGAACAGCCAGUAUCUAUUGGUGCUAGAUUUAGAUACAAAUGUGAAGGACGUUCUGCAGGUUGUAUCCGAGGUGUUAACAGUACAGAUAAACAGAAAACAUAUCCAACAAUUAAAGUACAUGGUUUCCAAGGAGCUGCAGGUGUGGUAGUAUCUUGUGUUACCAAAGAUGGCCCACCAUAUUAUCCUCAUCCUCAUAAUCUUGUAGGCAAAACAUGUACAAAUGGUGUGUGCUAUAAACCUAUUACUAAUCCUGAUAUGAUUUGCAAUUUUGCAAAUCUUGGAAUACAGUGUGUAAAAAAGAAGGACAUAAAGGAAUCAUUAUCACAUAGAGAAGCAUUGCAAGUUGAUCCUUUUGGAACUGGUUUUUCUCACCAUUUGGAACCUAAUAAAAUCAACCUUAAUGCCUUAAGGUUAUGCUUCCAAGUUUUUAUACCAGAUGCUAAUGGAAAACUAAGCAUUCCUCUGUCGCCUGUGAUCAGCAAUCCUAUAUUUGAUAACAAAACUGUCUCUGACCUUACAAUUACAAAAUUAAGUCAUUCUUCAGCUCCAGUUACUGGUGGUCAAGAAAUUAUAUUAUUGUGUGAUCAAGUAAAUAAAGAUGAUAUUCAAAUAAUAUUCUAUGAAGAAAAUGAUGGCAAAGUUACAUGGUCUGCUUUGGGGAAAUUUGCCCCACAUCAUGUGCACAGAAAAGCUGCAAUAUCAUUCCAGACACCAGCUUAUAAAAGUACAAAUGUUAAUCAGUCUAUUGAUUGUUUCAUUCAGUUACGGAGACCUUCCGAUGGUGCUGUAGGGAAACCAAGAGCUUUUAUUCUGCACCCUUUGAGACAGGAUCCAGAUGGUAUGGCUCGAAAAAGGCGCAAAUUUGAAGCGCUACGUCUAGAUCGUGUCCUUCAGUUGAAUAAUUUAUCAUCAGAUAGUGCUGCUGAGCCUGCAGUUUCUCCAAGAGUUGUUAAACAAGCUGUACGAAUGAAAUUUAAUAAUCAGAGCAUGCCUGUGAAUCAGUUUCAACAAGAUUUUACAUAUGAAACAAAUUAUGAGCCUCAUCCUUCUACCUCCAUUCGUGGAAAUUUUAAUGAAAACGUGUCAGUCCAAAAAGAUGGUCAUCAGAAAUCAUUUUCUGUAUCUGGAGCAGCUGCUACUGCUAUGCCAACAAACUCUGCAGUAAGCUCAUCUCGACUUAAAGUUGAAGAUAUAUUAGCUAUUGCUACAGAGCAGAUAGGAAUGGACAAUUCUCAGGCAUUCUGCGAAACAGCUUGUGAUGACACUUUAGAUAAAUUAAGUAGCCUUGAUCUGGGUAUAGAUGCCUCUGAUUUAGAUGUAAAUUUGAGUGGAAUAACUUUAGAUUCAUUUUCAGAUCCAUCAGGACUAAGUUUUUCAACACCUGUAACAGAAGAUAAAAAUUCAUCCGAAAAACUGCAGUAUCAUGAUAAUGUAAAAAUACAGGAAAAGGAAAGUUGUACAUAACUAGACAUAUGCAAAUGCUUAUAAGUAAAAGAAUUAUGUAGAUAUUAUUUGUUUUGUACAGAAAAAUGCAUUUUAAUUACAUGUAUUUGUAUCCAUCAGUUGUGACAUCAGUUGUAUCCAUAUGUCUGCAUUUGUGUAAAGAAGUAUUUUAUAUUUUCCACUAAUUUUUCAUGGCUGUAUAUAUUUUGAUAAGCACUGCCAAUUAUUUCUUUUUGUAUGUAUAUUUUAUUAUGAUAAAAUUAUUAUAUCGUUAAAGCUAUUUGAAGAAAAUUUAUGUAAUAAAAUUCAUGUUACACAUAA
Messenger RNA from Stegodyphus dumicola, 2098 nucleotides. Its product is annotated as embryonic polarity protein dorsal-like. Gene Ontology annotation, cellular component: cytoplasm; nucleus. Gene Ontology annotation, biological process: innate immune response; canonical NF-kappaB signal transduction; inflammatory response. Gene Ontology annotation, molecular function: RNA polymerase II cis-regulatory region sequence-specific DNA binding; DNA-binding transcription factor activity, RNA polymerase II-specific. NCBI's taxonomy places the organism in Eukaryota, Metazoa, Arthropoda, Arachnida, Araneae, Eresidae. The record is from RefSeq and is a predicted model, not a curated record.